This is a messenger RNA of Dermacentor andersoni, 4147 nucleotides long. RefSeq lists its product as uncharacterized. Lineage: Eukaryota; Metazoa; Arthropoda; Arachnida; Ixodida; Ixodidae. The record is from RefSeq and is a predicted model, not a curated record.
AGAAAGAAAAAGACUAAGAGCGGACACUCCGAGAAAUCUGGCCUCAGGAACUACGUCACGGCUACGUAACGAACUAAUGCUCUCAUCAAACGCCAGGGGACGCAGGCGCAAAAAAAGAAAAUUUUGUAAUGAAUUCUGCUCAAUCGCUUUACAAAAUAAUAAUUAUACACCCAAAUUUGGCGUGUUUCUUAUACAUAAAAACAGAAUUUAUCGAAGACACCUUCCGUGCUUUUUGUUCUUCAUUCGUACUGCCAUCAACACCAAUCACCAUUCGUCCAUCGAGCAGAAAUCAACGACACCAGCGGCGUGCCAGCGGGAACGUCUAAUGUCUCGUGAGCGUCGGCUGCGGCGGUGUUCUUGUGUGUGAGAAAGAGCGUGCUGAUGCCAUGCCGUCCGGCGGUCCAAGUUACGGCAGCUACUGCUGUGUGUCGUGGUGCUUCAACAAUGGCAAAACCCAGAAGAAGCCAGGAACGAGUUUCUUCCGCAUACCACGGGACGGCAGGAUGACAGCAUGGAUGCAGUACGCUGGAAGAGACGAUCUUCUGAGUUCUUUGAGCGUCGCUUCUACUAGUGACUGCCACAUGACUGCAGAAGCUGCACUACAAGGAUCUGCGGAAGAGGCUUCGAACAGCGACCCCCACACAUUGAGGUGCCCUGAUGAGCAGGUUGGCAACUCCCUUGGAGCUGGCAAAGGGGCAUCUCCUGAUCUCGGCCUGCUGGAGGAAACCUUGACCAAUCGUUCAGUUGUGACAGAAGGAACUUCUGUGAUCGGCACCUUGCAACUUUCUUCCGACAGCAGUGUCCGAGGCGCUGAACAAGCUUCACAGGACACCCUAGAAGAUGUGUCUGCCAACAGCUCCAUGAAUGAGUGCCCUACUGCAAAUGAGCUUUCCUGCAUGCCAACGACAAGUUGGGCAUCAAAAAUGUAUAAGCAAACCAUCAAACGUCUCCAAGCCAAAGUAGCAGCACAGCGGAAAACUAUCAAAAGACUGCUGAGACAGCCGCACAAAUCACCGUCAUCGACUACAAAGGCUCUUGGCAUUAUCCGACCAUACGUCACCGAGGAGGUUUUUAAACUUCUUUCGACACAUGUUCGCUUGAGGCCAAAAGGCAAGGGCAAGCGGUUUCCCGUUUGGUUGAAGAAAUUCGCUCUUCACCUAAACUUCCGUGGCCCGCGAGCAUACCGAUUUCUGGCUCCAUAUUUUUCUUUGCCCUCCCGGCGUUCAUUAAGAAGGUGGCUAGCCAAUGUAAAGAUGACUCCAGGCACAAUUCCUGGAAUCAUUUCUUCCAUUGCAACAAAUACUCAAGCUUGGAAUGAACGUGACCGAGUGUGUGCUUUAGUUUUUGACGAGAUAGCACUGAAAAAAAAUUUGCAUUAUGAUGUUGCACGGGACGUUGUCCAUGGUUUCACAGAUGAUGGCGCUCACCGCACUUCAACCAUUGCUGACCGAGCAAUGGCUGUUCUCCUUGCUGGUGUUUCGAAGAAGUGGGUUCAACCGGUUGCUUUUACUAUAGGGCACACAUCAACACCAUCAUCUGUUAUGCAUAACCUGCUGUUGUCGCUCAUUGUGGAGCUUAGAUGCAUUCAUAUUACAGUGAAAGCAGUAAUAUGUGACCAGGGUAGUUCUAAUGUCAGUCUCGCUAACCAACUAAGAGACUGCCGCAAAGCCUUUUUUUUUGAAGUUGAUGGUGAGCGGGUAUAUUUCAUCUUUGAUGUACCACAUUUAAUUAAAACAACACGCAAUAAUGUCCAAGCGCACAAGUUGUACAUAGGGGAUGAAAUUGCUGACUGGUGACACAUUGUAAGCCUUUGCGAAUCUUCGCAUGAGUUGCGGUGUCGACUGGCUCCAAAGUUGACUGAACGGCACGUUCAUCAGAAACCUUUUGCCAAUAUGAAGGUCAGCAGAGCAACGCAGGUCCUCAGUGCAUCGGUAUCCAUUGCUAUCACGGCAUUGGUGUAUGCAAACGUGCUGCCUGCCUCAGCCAUCGCUACAGCACAAUUUUGUGAUCGUAUGGACAGGAUUUUCGAUUCCCUGAACAGCUCGAGUAAAAAAAAAACUUCGCAAAAGCUCUGGCAUGCAAUCAUGCAAGAGAAUCCAGAACUGAUUGACUUCCUUCAAGGCCAGCUUCCCUGGAUUGCCUCAUGGAAGUUUGAUGGCAGACGUCAACCAAAAACCAUUGUUGGUUGGCAGAUUACAAUUCAGGCCAUUUGUCAACUGUGGGACGAUCUCUCCAAAAAUUACAAUUUUCAAUACCUUCUAACACGCCGACUUCAACAGGAUCCCCUGGAGAACAUAUUCGGCCACAUUAGGCAAAAACAAGGUUGCAACACCAACCAGAAUGUAGCACAAUUUAUCUAUGGCCUGAAGCACAUCUGCAUAAGAAGGCUGUUCAAACUGUCAGAAUACGGAAAUGUCGAGGAUGAUGAAUGUGACCUUCAGGAGCCCUCGCCAUUCUCCCUCACCAGUGAGUCUCUUUUGAAUAAUGAGGAGUGUGCAAAGCCACAUCCUGACGACUUUCCCGCUCUGGACGAUCUUUCCGAGCUUGCGACUAACAUUCACUCCCAUGUUAUUGAUGACUCCGCUGCAUAUUAUGUAGCUGGCUUUCUGAUCAAAUACUUUCUUCGGAACGCAGGUGAAACUUGCAGUUGCCCACAGUUGUUGAAAGACGACAGCGGGACAAUCAAGGGUCCCCACCAGUAUUUCACAAUGCUCAAAGCAUACCAUGUCCCUAGCAAACUUUUGGGGAAUCUGACUGUUCCAUCGGAAGCAGCUUUCGCAUACGUACAACAACUUGAAUCUCACUUUCUUGCCAUAAUUGAGGCCACCGCACAUCACUCGAAAGUGUGCGACGUUCUGUAUCGCCAUCUGUCGAGCGUUGGCAAUUUUCAUUUCUGCUCUGCUGGGUGUCGCAAGGAGUUUCUCAAAAUGUUUUGCCGGGUUCGUUUAUGCUGGCCUGUGCGUUUCGUGAACCGAAACUUGGAUAAGGUUAGGUUCCAGUCUUCAAUCUCUGGCAUACAACUAGACAAGUUCAAAGGUUAGCAGUUAGCGGCAGCUUUACGCAAAGGUAUUGGAGUUAAACCCAGUCCCGCAGUCACUUUGCUGAAGUCAUCACUCGUUAUAGCAGACUUCAUUAUGGCCUUCUAUUGAGUUCAAGGGAACUAGGCGCUCCUUCGUUUUAUCCAUUGUUUUGUUCACCCACUAUGAGGAGUAGGGACGCUACCUGUAUUUGCUCGAAGGGAUUUGCAUGACCUUGAAAAGAAAUUUGGUAUAUUGUCUGUAUAUUUGUAGCAUCUGCUGGCAAACUCUACAUGCUAUUGUGGGUCGGUUAGUCACUGUGUGCGCUUUAUCUCUCUAGCUCAAGUAAUACAUUGAUAACAAAAGCACUUGUUGAAAUGCGUUAAAGCGGGUAGUACAUAUAGUGGUAAAGAGGUUUACUUCGGCUAUUAGCCGCGUAAUAGCGCACUUGUAGCACCAGUUAAGGUGCAGAAUUUUGGAGAAGUGAAGACUGCAGUGUAUUUCACCUUCACCUUGAACGCUGCCAAUACGUAACAGCAACACUCAGUAGCAAAUCACUUAGGCUCUAAGUUUUUCAUGAAGGCGACACAUAAGAGGAAAAAUGCCUGCCAGUGUUGUAGCAGAACGUUUGUUUUUCAUGUAAUGGGCAAGCUCCAAAGCAUCCCCUUUUCGAGAGCAUCCAGCCAAUGUUCAAGCAGCAAUUUUUUUUUUACAUUUUGGGCUAGCUGCUUUUAAGGGCAGCCUACGCACUCUAUCUUUGCUUUUCUGAUAUCUUGCGUCAUGUGGUUUUUGUACCAUCUUUCUUUCUCUGUGCAUUAUUUCGGUUAACCACAGUCGUGACUAGCGACUUAAGUGCUGUGUGUAUGUUGCGCCUUCCUUCAUCAGUUUUGUACGCCACGUUUGUUCCGUGGAUUCUUGCCUACUGGGCGCUGAUCAGCGCUCCAUACUUCACCAGCUUGCCGGCUUCUGCCAACACUUGUGUUUUCUGUGUAUUUGUUGCAAUAUUUGUUAACUUUGUAAGCAAAGAUGCAGGUAUAUUUCUACACUCAUUUCUGUACGAUGCUCUUCUCAUUUUGUGCUUUUUCUCUGCUCAGCCUCUAUGUUGCCUUGGAAUAAAAACAUUGCGGGAA